Salpingoeca rosetta is the source of this 10648-nucleotide messenger RNA. RefSeq names its product kinase ATR. Gene Ontology annotation, molecular function: protein serine/threonine kinase activity; protein binding. The transcript has 16 exons. Bases 90 to 10502 code for a protein of 3470 amino acids. The record is from RefSeq and is a predicted model, not a curated record. NCBI's taxonomy places the organism in Eukaryota, Choanoflagellata, Craspedida, Salpingoecidae. Gene Ontology annotation, cellular component: nucleus. Gene Ontology annotation, biological process: protein phosphorylation; telomere maintenance; DNA damage checkpoint signaling.
GCCACCGAACAGCUGUGAACUGGUGCCGCCGCUCGUCGCGCCUCGCCUUGCUUGCCUAGCUCUAGUCUUUGCGUCGUGGCCGUGUCGUAAUGGACCCGACACUGCAGAGCCUAUACAAUGUGAUCGUUGAAUCCGACAGCGACGAUCCACAAACCGUCCUCAACUGCAGGCGCACGCUGAGGGAUUGGAUCCUGCAGCAUCUGCGACCACCAAUUAAGCAUAGGCACAGCGUGCUGUUUAUCAAAUGGCUGAGCACGGGUCUGCGGAGCAUACAGCGGUUGCUGGACGACACCCUCACCACGACCUCCGUAAAGCAGCAGCAACGACAACAGCAACCACAGCGUGAGCAGCAUGAGCAGCAGCAGCAGCAUCAACAAGACCACGACACGAAGCGUGUCACUGAACCAGCGCAUAUGGCGCGACUGCCAUUCCAUGGCUGGCUCUUCUCCAAGCUGGUGCUGGUGCUCUUUGACAACACGUCCGCACUGCAACCCCACGCCGAUGACGCGCUCGCGUCCUUAAUACAGGCAUCGGAGGAGACUGGCAUUGACUUGGAGCCCAUUGCCAUCCUCGCCCUGGACUACAUGUUCUACCUGCAUCAAGUGGUGCAAACGAGCCGCCAGAAAGGCGAAGCCAGCGUUGUCGAGCCCGCAGAGCUGCAUCUUCGGUCCGCAUCCAGCCAUGAUGGAGAUGCAACGAGCCCUCUCCGCCUCCGGCCACUGGCGGUGGUCAACGCACUGGCACAUCUGCAGCCACUCUUUGGUCUCUUGGUGGAGCGCUGUGCGUUUGGUGAAUCCCUCCUCACGCGCUACCUCAACCACCUUGCCCCUUCCAUCUUUGAUAUCGCAACCCCUACCAUGGCGACGAUGUUCUUCAGGGCGCUGCGUCACAUGUGGACAAUGCAGCCUGGUCGAUCAACACUCACGCCCGUGUUCAUGCAGCUGACCCUAUCCUCCCUCUUUCUCGUGUGUGCGCACCAACCGCUCCUCAAGCAUACAGAAACACAGGGUGCGUUGCGAGCGUUACUUGAGAGUGCCAUUGACUCUUCAUCGUUGGCAGCACCAACUGUCACGAGCAGUAGCAGCAAGAGUGGCAGUUUUGGUGGUGGUGCGCACCCACUCGCUAUGGUUGCGUUGCCAUCAACCCCAUCGCCUCAAGUGCAGCUGCGCUGCCCUGCCCAGUUUCCCCUCACUGUCCUCUUCCGUCCCCAUGUCAUCCCAAGCACCAGGAUGGCAUGCUUUCGCUUCCUGGAUGGCGCGUUAGUCGCUGCGUCCCACCCAACAGCCAAGUUCUCCGACACACUCUCGGGAUGGACGCCGAUGGUAGUUGACCUGCUGCAUGCGAGCAUGCGACGCCUCACGACGCUUCAAGUGCACGAAAGCAGCGUGUAUGUCUUGUUUGUUGCGGUGCGAUGGCUGGUGCACCUUCCAAGCCGGGAAGACCGCGCUGCGUGGCUGCACGCCACAGACCCGGCCCACGUCUUCAAGCACGCCGCGGAUCACAACGAUGACAACGGUGACGGUGCGCCCGACCCAAAGCGCCCGAAACAACAGAACCAGCAGCGUGGUGCGUCUGCACAGGGAGGUGCGAGCAGCAUCUGGCUGGUUGCCGAGGCUGUGCGAACAACGGUCAAGCUCACCCACGACGUCAUCCACCAGCUCAAGUCUGGAAACACACCUUGGCAGGAUGUGCACUUGUGCCUGUCAUGCCAGGCAAACGUGUUUCGCUUGGCUGCUGCUUGUGUGGCUGUGGAGCCCGCUGUAACGCCUGCACAACUGCGGCUUUCCGACAUGGCAGCGCUGUGGCAGCCGGUGCUUGAGUCGUUACCACGAGAUGCACACCUGCCCACAACGCUUCAUCUCCUCGCCAGUGUCAUGUGCUCCCUCCUGGCCAUUCCCGGCCUCGCCAUUCCACCCGACACGCUGCUGCUGGUUAAGGGUGUUUGCAUGCUGCCGUGGCUGCUGUCCGAUGUACCACCGCCACCAAGUGAUAUGGAUGACGAUCAGUAUGGUGCCGCCAAAGCUGCUGUGAACUCCACCAUCCCCGACAUGCGCUCCCUCGCAGCCCACAUUGACUGGACCGUGCCUCCACACGACUCUGCAUCCUGCACCCAGCCCUUCCAGCAAUCGCAACUGACAGCGGAACUGCAGCGGCAACGCCCAAGCGACAAGAACGGCAAACACGCAUGCACAGCAACGCGAUGGGUGGACGAGUUUUUGUUUGCCAUUGCGCUCUUCCCUCGGCGAAAGGAAGACACCUUCAGCAACACCAUGUUCCGCUUGUGUUUACACGCAAACUCCCACACCCACACCACUAACGACAACCCCAACAACACCACCAACACCACCACCACUUCCAGCACCGCUCACGGCAGCAAUGCAGCCACCAUCAACGCACGGCUGCACUUGCAGGUGGCAGCGUUGCGUGCGCUGCCGGUCUUGUUUGCCCGGAGCUGUUCAUCUGCGGGUGGGCUGUCGCAGAGUCAGCGUGAACUCUACACCACCGUUUGCGCCAUCGCCAACUCCCUCACCAGCUCUGCUGCGGCAGCCGCCACAUCAUCGAGUGCUGCUGUGGACGUGCUGUCGGCAACGCUGUCCCGCGUGGCGCAUCAGCUCGCUGUGCUGCUGUUUGAACCAGAUGCGCACGUGGCCCUCACCUGCCAUCCGUGCUGUCCCCACGCCGCGCACUCCCUGCGCUGGCAGGACCCCUCGCCAGCCCUGUGCCAUGCGUCAUGCGAUCACAGCCCGCACGACACUGCGGCCGCCGUGCCCCCAGCACCAGCACCGCCAUCGACUGAAGACGGUGGCACAGCACCGGCAGAGGCAGCAACACAGCCCCGUGCUGCCACCUCGAUUAGUGCCACUUGCGACCUUUCCACCAGCGCAUCCUUUGCCAUCUCGGCUGCAGUUGUUUCCGCCUCUACCACACAUCCAUUUGCCAGUUGCGCAUCACCCACGCCAUCAUGCGAGGGUGGCAUUGUGCUUCAACGGCACGCCCCAGCACAGACCAUGUUAGCGACAGGCCCCAGCGCUUCCGCAUCAAUGACGGUGACCGUGAUGGACACAGCGAAGGAUGACAUGGACGACGAUGGUCUCACCAGCACUCGCGGCCGCAUUCGUGGGAACCUGGUGGCGUUUGAGAGCUUCUUGCCACUGGCAACAUUUGGGUCCCCGCACGCGCGUGUGUUGGCGUUGCGCGCGUUCGUCGCGUAUCACCACCUAUUUCCCUUCUCCCUUGACAAGGACAACAGCACCAGCAACACCACGCACACGGUUCAGAAGCAGCACAAGCAGCAAAAUGUGGAUGCCCUCCGUCACACCAACGUGGACAGCGGUGAUUUGGACGGGUAUGCUUGUGGUGAUGGUGGUGAUGGUGGUGGUGGUGGUGGUGCGGCCUUGUGCCGACGCGACCACGCACGUGUCAGAGGCGCCUUGGUGUCGCAUACAGCGUGGUCGUCGAGCGUGCUACGAUCGGUGCUGCUGGCGUGCAGCCAACAGCCCCGGUGCGUCCGCCAGGCGCUGUCCACAUGCCUGGCGUGCGUUUCGCCCCGCUUCGACACGCACGCCUGCGAUCAGCUCUCCAAGGACUUGUACACGGCGGUGACGGCGGCUGCGCAGCACCCGCACACCGACAUGCUCGAAGUGCUUGUGGAGACCAUUGCGCAGUGCCUUGCUCGCUCUGCCACCCCGCAGCAGGAGGAAGCGUUCUUGUCCCUGCUGAUCAUGGUCAUGUGUCUGCAGCAGCCCGAGCCGGCCGCCGUCGCCGUGAGCGCCGUGCAGGCCUACGCCAAGCAACGCAACAAGCGCGUGUGCGACAUCACACGCGCGCACAUGACCAGCCUCUCGUGCGGGCUCGUGGACACGCUGGCCGAGAACCCCGUGCCGGAGGCCGUAGUGCGGCUGCUGUUUGACACGUCCCGCUUGGAGUUCUUCAACAGCACGCUCAAGUACACCUUGCCGCACGUGUUCAAGCACAAGAAGAAGAAGGUGCUGCUUCGCCUGUCCGAGGUGGUGCGCAAGUCCCCGGACUACCUUGGUGUGGAUAUGGCCGGCUUCAUCUUCUCCGCCAUCUUCAUCAGCGUGCCGUCGUCCCAGCUGUCGGAGGUGUUUGAGUUUUACCGCCGGCACGCCCACGACCGCCCAGACAUUGUCAUCUCCUUCUCCGCGCUGCAGAUUCUGUACCGGGUGAUCAUGUUCCUCGACCCGGACGAGCUUGCCCACAAGCGCACGCGGUUCAGCGCCGCCCUGCACCUGGUCAUGGAGCACGCCGAGAUUGGGCGCAAGCAGCACGAGGCGGAGGAGCAGCAGCGCAGGGAGGCGGCGAGUGACGGAGGCACCAGCAAGAAGACGGGCCGUCGCACCAAUGGCGGCGGCGAUGGCGCUGAUGGUGGCGAUGAUGAGGUGAUCCUGUUGGAUGAUGACGAUGCUGACAACGAUGGUGAUGGCGACGACGACGACGGCACCACAGACGGUGCGUCAAGGAAGGCGGGGGCACGAGGACGGAUGCCGGCGCGGGGGCGAUCGCCUAAAACGGGCAAGUCCGCCCGCAGCAAGUCUCGUUCACCCGCAGCCAAGUCGAAGCGCAGAGGAUCGCGACAUAGCCGCAGCAAGGGCACAGUUACCACAACAACAACAACAACAACCGCAACAAUGCCGGAACAUGACGACGACGACGCUGGUGCUGAUGCUGAUGGACGGGCGGGCGAGACUGCAGAAAGGAGGAAGCUGCAGGCGUUUCUCAAGCCAUUUGUGUUGGCCAUGCUCACGCUGCUGCGCACGUGUGUUGCCAGCGACGUCAUUACAGAGCGCCGCAGGGCCAUUGGCGGCUUCCUUGCGUUGAUUGAGGUGCUGGGCGAGCGCAACCUGGAGCUCAUGCGCAUCCCCGCGCUGCGUGUCAUCAACACGGCCAUGCACACAAGGAGCCUGGAGCCGCUGGCGCUCAAGGCGUGCCUGCGGUUUGCACAACUGCUGUCCAAGCCCGCGCUCGGGUCGAUCCUGGUGCAGCUGAUUGUGAUGGCGAUUCGCUGCGCAGAAACGCGGCCGCGGGAGACGGCGCACGUGCUGGAGGGCCUCAUUGUGCAGAACGAGGACAUCUUUGCAGAGUACUGCCAGAACAUCUUCUGCCUGCCGCGUCUGCCCGUGUUUGCCGCCGUCAACGAGGUUCUGGACAAGCACACGCACAAGCUGGAAGGCAGCCUGCCGUCGCUCACGCCGACAUCUGCGACCGCCACGGGCGCGGGCGCGGACGCUGGAGACGGAGCCAGCAGCGCCGCCACGACGGCCAAGGGCAGCACGGGCGGGGACGACGGCAGCGCCUCGGACGUGCUGGAACCGCGGCAGGUUGACGCGCUCAUGCGCUCGUUCCAGCAGCUGACAAAGGCGCUCCUGCACGAGUCGUCCGAGGUGCGCGCCCUGGCGUUUUCCAAGCUGGAGCAGCUGCUGCGCAAGCACAACGCCAGCGGCCUGCUCAGCACGGAUGUUGCCGAGGGCCCAAAGCAGGAGGGUUCGCUGUCCAGCGUGGUGGUGCGCCUGCUCUCCGCCACCCUCAACGGCUGCCGCGACGCCAGCCGCGCGUUCCGGCGUCGCUGCGGCCGCUGCCUGGGCCUCUUUGGCGCCACAGACCCGGGCCGCAUCGGGCCCGUGCCCUUGCACGACACGGUGCAGGACCUCUUCUGCAUGACCAUCAAGGAGGACGCGUUUGUCAUGCGGCUGGUGAGCGACCACCUCGUGCGCGCCCUGCUCUCCGCCAACGACAACUCCUCCCAGGACCGCGCCGCCCUCACGCUGCAAAAGUGCCUGAAGGCGCUUGGCUGCCCGCCCACGCUCACCGUGGAGAUGACGCAGCCGCAGGCGCCGUCGUUCUGGCCAAAGCUGGACAAGACGGUGCGGCUGGUGGCCUUCCCUUACGCCGCGUCCAUGUACACGCGCAAGGGCCGCAAGUGGGCGCGGCCGAGCGAAUACGCCGGGCAGCCGUUCUUCAGCACCUGCACCUCCUUCCAGCAGUGGAUGGACAAGUGGGCGUUUCACCUCAUCAAGAACUUCUUCCAACCCGCGGACGACGAGGCAAAGGCGGACGCCGCCAAGCACGGCGCAUCGCACAGCACAAAGCGGCGGCACGGCAUCGACAUUCCGGAUGACCACGACGGCGACCGGUUCUUCAUGGAGCGCGAGCUCUUUGCGGCGUGCCACGCCAUGUUCCGCGACAGCCACGACAUGAGCACGUUCCUCAUGCCGUAUAUUGUGCGCUACGUCGUCAUGGAGGCCGAGGUGCGGCAGCAGCAGCUCGUGGACCAGGUUGUGGAGGAGAUUCUCGCUGUGCUGCGAGGCGAGAUGCCGCUGCACGCCGCCAUGGCUGACGCCUCCGUCUUGGGCAUGGCCACAACCGCGACUGGCGCCGGCACUGCUGCUGCUGCUGCUGCUGCUGCUACUGCAACGCUGGGCAACCGCACACCCUCCCGUGGCAGCGUCAGUCUUGCCAGCAGCCGCAUGGCAAGCCGAAGCUCGCUCAACCUUCCUGGUGACACGAGCGUCGUGCUGGGAGACGCGCACCUCAUGGCUGCCGUGCUCAACCGCAACACCCACGACAACAACAACAACAACAACACCCUCAACAACACCACCCUCAACAACACCACCCUCGACACAACGCUCAACACCACCUCAGCCACGGGCCAAGCCUGCACAGGUGCGCGCCAACACCACCACCAGCAGCAACAACAACAACAACAACAGCAGCAGCAGCAACAACAACAACAACAACAACAACAACAGGCAUCGUCGCGUCUCACGUCGCACACGCGUGCGCAGUACAUGCUGCUGAGCACGAAGAUUGUGUUUGCGAUUGUGGACAACCUGACGCGCUGGGCGGCCAAGCGCCGUUACUCGCUCAUCCCAAGCUCGCGCCAGCGCCGCCGCGGCGCCGCCAACGUGGUCAACGUGCCACCCGACCUGCAGUACGUGGAGGCGUUUCUGGACCGCAUGCCGCAGGACGAACUGGCUCGCGCGGCCUUCCGUUGCAACGACUACACGCGUGCACUCAAGCAUAGCGAGCUGUAUCUGAAGAAGAUGCGCCAUGGCCCGGACGAGGAGCGCGUGCGCAAGGAGUUUCUCCCCUUUCUGCAGCAGACGUACGCUGCGCUGCGCGACCCGGACGGCAUGCUCGGCGUCGCGGCCACGCGCACGCACACGUCGCUUGAGGAGCAAAUUCUCGACCACAGGGCAACGGGCCACUGGACCGAGUCACUGUCCUGCUACGAGCAAGGGCUGCGCAUGCACGCAGGCAACCUGGACUACCACUGCGGCUUGCUGGAGUGCCAGAUGAAGCUCGGGCACAUGGAGAGCGCUUUCAUCACCGCCACGGGCCUGGCCACGCAGCAGCCGGCAUGGCGCGGUGUGGUCAGCGAUUACAGGUUUGAGGCGGCGUGGAAGCUCGGCAAGUGGGACGUGAUUGACAACGCAGAGCCAGAGCUUCUGCUCGGCCCUGCGCAUCAUCACCACCAUUUCUCACUCAGCAGCAACGCCACCAGCGGUAGUGGUGGCAUUGGUGGCCUCGGCAGUGUGACCAACGGCGCUGUCGGCCCGAGUCCCGCGCAUGCUGCGUGCCUCUUGCAGCCAGAGACGGGCGCAUCGCUGGCAGCAGCAGCAGCAGCAGCAGCCGCAGCCGCAGCCACGGCCGCGUCAACCACGGCCUCAUCUGCUGUCGGUUUUGGUGAGCGCAUCGCUACAGCAGCGGCAGCAUCGAUGUCAACGACAGCAACCGGCGGUGGCAACGUGUCCUGCGGUGCUACAAGCGCCCAUGGUGGCAUUAACGGGGCAUCCUUCUUCAGCAGCCGUCUCCCGGCCAGUUUCCAAGCACAGCUUGCACUCCUGUUCAGCGCUGCCCGGCAACACGACGCAACCAAGUUCACGGCCGUGCUCGAGCAUUCGCGCGACUGUGUCCUGCAGCCGCUGGUGACGCUGUCCCCGAUUGCGUCGGACUCGUACGCAGAGGCAUAUCCGCAGGUGCUGCGGCUGCAGAUGCUGCACGAAUUUGAGCACGUUGUGCGCUCUUUCCUUCUCCCAUCAUCGCCAACCACCACAGCAGCAUCAUCAUCAUCAGCAGCCGCAGCAGCAGCCGCAGCAUCGCUGACCUCUUCAACAUCCGCGGCGGCAGGAAGACAUUCGCCCAUGCUGACACGGGUGCGGCCCAUUGAGGAGCUGCCUUGCACGGUGGUGCUGAGUCGGCUGCGCAAGCUCGACAGCCAGUGGUCCACAAGCUACAAGCUGACGAAGCACACGUUUGAGGACCGGGAGGCGCUGCUGUCGCUUCGGCGCGGGCUGCUGGAUUUGGUGGAGAGCACGCUCAAGCUGCAGGCGCCCGUGGCAAGCAAGCUGCGCGACAUGCAGGGCGCGUGCUGGCUGCAGACGGCCCAGGCUGCGCGGGAGAGCCGGCUGUUGGACACGUCGUACACGGCGCUGCUUCGUGUGCAGGGGACGGAGCCCUCCCCGGGCCUGUUGGCCGAGGUCGCGCUGGAGCAGGCCAAGCUGCGGUGGGAGCGCGGCGAGCAGCACGAGGCGCUGGUGAGCCUGCAGAAGCACCUCGCCGCCAACUCGGAGAGCAUGGGCAAGCAAAAGUACAACGACGCGCGGCUGCUGGUUGGCAAGUGGAUGGCGGCGACGUCGCGGUUCACGGCGGUUGAGGUGCUGGCCCACUACAAGCAGCUGGCCAAGGAGGACGAGGCAUGGGACGAGGCGCACUACGCCCUGGCCAAGUAUCACGACGGCCUGCUGCAGGUUGGCGAGGUGAAGGAGCUGGACCUGCCCCACAUCAUCCGCCACUACGGGCUGUCGCUGCGGCAUGGGUGCAUGCACACCUUCCAGGCGCUGCCACGCCUGCUCACGCUGUGGCUGGAGUAUGGCUCGCGGCUUGCCACUGUAUCCGAGAAGACGCUGCAGAAGCCCAAAGAUCUGCCGCCGGCCUCCGACGCCGUGCUCAAGUCCAUCCACAAGGAGAUUGACUUGCUGGUGGACAGCAUCUACUCGUUCCAGUUCCUCACUGCGCUGCCCCACCUCUCCUCGCACAUUUGUCACCCAAACAGCCACGUCUUUGAUCGGCUGGUGAAGAUCUUUGCCAAGCUGAUUGAGAACCACCCGCAGCAGACGCUGUGGAUGAUCACGGCACUUUCCCAGUCCACCUUCAAGUUCCGCACAAAACGUUACAUGGAGCUCAUCAAGCGGGCAACCAAGGCGGAGGCACGCUCCAUCUCUGAGCUCUUCCAGAAGCUGAUCAAGUACUUGCUCAACGUGUGCCAGAAGCCCGUUGCGCAGGAUGUGUCCUCAGUCAGCCUUCGCUCUUACUUUGGUGACUUCCGUCUACACGGCCCCAUCAUCAUUCCCACGUCAGAGGCGAUGGUGGUGACGCUGCCAACAUCCCGCGGCUCGCUGCGCACCUACGACCCGUUCACCCCGAGCCCGCCCACCAUUCAGCGGUUUGAGGACAAGGUGAGCGUGCUGGUGAGUCUGCAGCGGCCGCGCAAGAUCAGCAUUCGCGGCAACGACGGCAAGUCGUACCCGUUUCUGUGCAAGCCCGACGAUGACCUACGCAAGGACAACCGCAUUAUGGACUUCAACAGCGUCAUCAACAAGCUGCUCAAGGGCGACCCGGCGGCGCGCGAGCGGCAGAUGCACAUUCGCACGUACGGCGUCAUCCCGCUCAACGAGGCCUGCGGUAUCAUCGAAUGGGUACAACACACGAAAGGGUUCCGCCCGAUUCUCAUCGACAUUUACAAAUCGCGUGGCCUGCACGCGCGGACAUCUGAGAUCAAAGCGCUGUGCAAUCCACGCACACACGCCAAGGAUGGCCGUGUUCCAUCACAGAUGCAAGUGUUUGUGAACCACGUGCUGCCGCGGUUCCCGCCCGUGUUCAGCGAGUGGUUCUACACCAACUUCCCCGAGCCUGCGCGGUGGUAUGCUGCCCGCCUCGCGUACAGCCGCACCGCAGCCGUCAUGUCCAUGGUCGGGUUCAUUCUCGGUCUCGGCGAUCGCCAUGGCGAGAACAUCAUGUUCCAUUCGGAGACAGGCGAAGUGCAGCACGUGGACUUCAACUGCCUGUUUGACAAAGGCCUCACCUUUGGCGUGCCGGAGCGCGUGCCGUUCAGACUCACGCACAACAUGGUGGAUGCGCUUGGCUUCACGGGGGUGGAGGGCAGUUUCCGCCGCGCGUGCGAGGUGACGCUGCGUGUUCUUCGCGAGGAGCAGGACUCGCUCAUCAACGUGCUGGAGACGCUGGUGUAUGACCCGCUGCUGGAGUGGAGCAAGUCGAAGCACAACCGAUCGCGGGCGCUGCGAAACGAGCACGCUGUCUCGCACAUCAGCGUCGUCAAGAACAAGCUGCGCGGGCUCUCCAAGGAGCGCCGCGGUGGCAUUGCCCUCUCCAUCGAAGGACAGGUACACAAACUAAUCGAAGAAGCAACAGACCCGGAGAAACUGUGCCAGAUGUACAUUGGUUGGGCACCUUAUCUCUGACCUUUAAUUGCCCCUUUUUCAUGUUGUGUGUGGUGUGUGUGUGGCGUUGUUCAUGAGAAACGCUUGUUUUUUCACUGCUGGCUCGACUCUCUAAAUGUGACCAAGUUGUGGUGUGACGACAAUAACACAACUGCAAUGCAACGUGC